This is a messenger RNA of Trypanosoma rangeli, 948 nucleotides long. RefSeq lists its product as uncharacterized. Bases 1 to 948 code for a protein of 315 amino acids. The transcript has a single exon. Lineage: Eukaryota; Euglenozoa; Kinetoplastea; Trypanosomatida; Trypanosomatidae. The record is from RefSeq and is a predicted model, not a curated record.
AUGGCGAUGACGACAGUGCGGCGCCGUGCGGUGUAUGCCCUGGCGGUGCUUGCGCUGCUGUGCGGCUGCUGCUCCUCCGUGUGCGGGGCGACGACCUCGUCGGAGAAAGUAAAUGUAUUGUGCCCGAACAAUGAAGGGAAGAUAUGUUGGCGUGUUUCUGGCGAAGGUUCUUCUGAUUGGAAGGAGUGUUCGCAGGCGGUGAAUUAUGAUGGGUCCCUUACCGCUGGGACGGCCAGUGCAGACAGCAGUGAAAGUGAAUCCAUCUGCAUACAUGCCGAAUCAUGGUGUUUGUCCUUCUUGGGGAAGAAUUAUCCGUCACCCCCACAAUUGAAGAUCACUAAUGAUGCUGCGUUCACGAUGGACUGUACGACGGGUGAAAACAGUCAACCUUCUGAGCUGUCGAACUGCGAAGCCGUUACCCUCGACAGAAGUAAGGAAUAUCCAGUUAGCACUUCAGGCAAGUGUGAGUUAUUACACAUACAACCCGCAGCUGGAGCGAUGCCUGGGCACCAAACUCCGGGGGUUCAACCACAAACAGCAACAACGUCAUCUUCGGAGGGAACUCAGCAGGGCGGACGUUCGGCAGGCAGCAGUGCAAGUACUGGAGUCUCUCCUCCUAAUGCUGCUGAGCAGUCGGGCAGUACGGGAUCCACAGGGAGUCAGGGAACAGUAACAUCACCGGCUGACGGUGCGGAUUCAUCAAAAGCCACAGGAGACGGUGUGGUGCAAGCACCCUCAGCCUCUGCACAGCCAUCCGGCACCUCCACUUCCAUCACUCCCGCUGGCAACGAUGGUGGAAGCGCCACUACAACCACGACCAGCAGCAGCCCCAGUGGUGGGAAACACACAAAAGGCAAUGCGGACGGCAGCGACACGCUCACUGUGUGGGUGCGUGGCACGCUGCUGCUGCUGCUGACGGCUGCUGUUGCCUGUGCUGCUGGGGAGUGA